Bicyclus anynana (squinting bush brown) is the source of this 4302-nucleotide messenger RNA. It is a transcript of the gene Picot, whose product is annotated as putative inorganic phosphate cotransporter. Lineage: Eukaryota; Metazoa; Arthropoda; Insecta; Lepidoptera; Nymphalidae. Gene Ontology annotation, molecular function: transmembrane transporter activity. The record is from RefSeq and is a predicted model, not a curated record. Gene Ontology annotation, biological process: transmembrane transport; monoatomic anion transport. Bases 241 to 1794 code for a protein of 517 amino acids. The transcript has 11 exons.
ACUGCGUGACAGUCCGACUGAAACUACCGCGAGAGCGUGGCGCUAUACCGUCAUGCCUUUUUACGCGUAAACAAUAAACAACACGACUAGAAAAAUAAUUUAUUAAAAAAAAAUUACAUGCUCUAUAGUCUAUACCAAUUAAAAAUAUAGGUCAAUAGUAAACUGUGCCAAAAAUAAAGUGAUAGUUAAGUUUUUUUUUUUAUAUUUGUUGUUAUUUUUUUUUUAUUUGGACUGUGCAAAAUGGGGUUGAAGGGUGAUGAUGAUAAGCGGCCCAGCAAGUUGGCGAUUAUGGAUGAUGUUGACGACAAUGUCCCACGUGGGCUGGGCACGCGUCACUGGGUGACGUUCAUGCUGUUCCUGGGGAUGGCGAACGCUUACAUAAUGCGGACGAACAUGUCCGUGGCGAUCGUGGCCAUGGUCAAUCACACCGCGCUGCCGGUCCACAAGGAGGCUCUGGACACAGAGUGCGGCAACGUCGACCCUAAUGCCACUUCCGUGGCUGCAUCUCAAGACGGCUCUUUCGUGUGGAGUUCGACGCUGCAGGGGUACAUCCUGUCUUCCUUCUUCUACGGAUACGUCAUCACUCAAAUUCCAUUCGGAAUUCUAUCCAAAAGAUAUGGCGCUCGUCUGUUCCUGGGUGUCGGCAUGUUAAUCAACUCGGUGUUCGGUCUGCUGGUGCCAAUUGCUGCUGAAGCGGACUACAAAUGGCUUAUUUUUGUUCGAUUCAUCCAGGGUUUAGGAGAGGGUCCGAUAGUUCCGUGUUCUCAUGCGAUGUUGGCGAAAUGGAUUCCACCGAAUGAGAGAAGUCGGAUGGGUGCAGCAGUAUAUGCCGGCGCCCAGUUCGGCACAGUGAUCUCCAUGCCUCUCUCUGGUCUGCUGUCCGCGUAUGGAUUCGCUGGCGGCUGGCCGUCCAUCUUCUACGUGUUCGGUAUAAUCGGCACUGUGUGGUGCUUGGCGUUCCUGUUCUUCGUGUCCGAGGACCCGGAGCACUGCCCGAGGAUCAAGGAAGCGGAGAAGAAGUACAUCCUUAGCUCUCUGUGGGGCGCUGCUGGAUCUAGCUCACCGCCCAUCCCAUGGACCAAGAUCCUGAUGUCGAUGCCGUUCUGGGCGAUAAUGCUGGCGCACAUGGGCCAGAACUACGGCUACGAGACGCUCAUGACGGAGCUGCCGACCUUCAUGCGACAAGUGCUGCAUUUCUCCAUCAAAGACAACGGGUUUGUGUCAGCACUGCCCUACCUCUGCAUGUGGCUGUUCUCGAUGUUCAUCUCGGUGGUGGCUGACUGGAUGCUGUCCAGCGGACGGUUCAACCACACGCAAGUCAGGAAGAUCAUCAACAGUAUUGGUGAAUACGGUCCGGCGAUUGGUCUGUUCAUCGCGGCGCACACGGGCUGCAACCCCGCCGCGACUGUCGCAGUGCUGGCCAUCGGCGUGGGGCUCAACGGGGGCAUCUACUCCGGCUUUAAGGUGAACCACCUGGACAUCUCACCGCGAUUUGCUGGCAUCCUGAUGGCGUUCACCAACUGCCUCGCCAACCUCACCGGGCUGUUGGCGCCCAUCGUCGCCGGAUACAUCAUCGAGGGCAAGCCCACGCAAGCCCAAUGGAGGAUAGUGUUCUACAUAGCGGCAUGCGUGUACAUAUUCUGCGCGACGUUCUACAACAUCUUCGGCUCAGGCCGGAGACAGGAGUGGGACAACCCGGCUGAGGAUGAAGCCAUAGCGAAAAAGGCCGCAGCGAAAAAGGCGACGAAACUAGAGAAAAAAAAUAACGAGAACACAGCGGAAACCGCGCAAUAGCACGUUUAAACACGCUCGGCACACACAACUGGCAACACUAAAUUGUAACUGUCAUUCAACUGGCAGUUUGAAAUUGUAACUGGCAACAUCGGAAUUUGUAUGUCAAAAUAGUGUAAAGGACAUUACAUACUGCACUUAUUAUGAUUAUAAUUGAAAUUAUGUUUUUUUUGCAAUAAGUUAUGUAAAAUUUAACAGUUCUAAAAUCAAACGAAAAUAUAUAUACUUAUACAAAAUACUAAAGAAUAAAAAUUAAAGUACCUAAGUUCUUAACGUGGAAUUUGUAAAUUGAAACUUUUUAUACUGAAUGCUGUAAAUUAAAAAAAAAAACCUAUUUUUAUAAAUAUAGCGCGACCAGAUUACAAAAUGAAUUUUCCUAGUUAUGUAGUACAAAUUUAUCCAUCGUAUAGAAAAUGUAGCGUAUUAAUAAAAUAUAAAAGUUACCCAUUCUAGUUAAGGUUGUGUCUGCUUUGAGCGAAAAUUACGAUUCUGAAUUCCAAGUUAUAAAAAUAGUAGUUGAAACUUUAGUGUGCAUGUUAAACACUUGACUUUAUUAUAUUAAUUUUUAUGUUUGAUGGUUUAAAAGUAAAUUCUGUAGCUUAUAUCGAGUUUAGGUUUUUAUUGAUGCAUUUGAGAUUAUUUAUAGCAAGAAUACCUGAAAAAAGACGAACCUGGCAACACUAAAACGCCUACAACAAAAUAGUUCUGAUAUGUAGGUACAGUAUUUAUUUUUAUAAAAGGUAAGUUUAUAAUUUACGCUUUAUACACUUUAAAUGAAAAAAAAAAAACAGGAAAAAUCCUAACGCACAUCAAUACGGCUGUGAUAGAAUCGCGAGUAAAGCCUCAUUUGCAUUAAGAUACUAAAUUCAAAUUAGGAGAGUCCUAUAACUAACUUAUAACUCAAUUUUUAACCAAAAGUUAUUUUUUUGAUUUAACCAAAUAUAAAAGAGUUAAAAAACAUAUAACUUACAUUUUUAAGUGAACAUUAGGUAUAAUAUUAAUUGUAAAAUCACAUAAUUUGAGACAACGUUUAAAACACUACAAAAAACACAUCUUAGAACCUAGCUGAUUGCCAUCACCUAGUAGCUUACAUAUCUUCCUUUAAGAUUUUUUGACGAAAGUUGGUACAUAGGUGAAAAACAAAAGUAGAUAUUCUAUGAGAAACUCUCCACAUGUAAAUGAGGCUUUAAUACAACUUGGAAUUCGUUUUCGCAUCACUAAUUUAAACAUGCUAUUUAUUUAUUAAAUAUAUUAUAAUUAUUAUAUUAAGUACCAUACAAGUAUUGUUAAUAAUUUUAUAAUUUGAGAAUAGAAUAAUAGAGACGCGUGAAAGGUGUAAAUGACGAUGGGUCCAAGAUUGUUUUUAAUAAAAAAAAACGUUACCGUCCCAGCCAGUGACUUCACAAAACCUCGCAUCCAUACGUAGAUAAUUUUAAUAAAUUUUGAUAAAAAUAAAAUCAUCUAAUUAUUGUGAAUUUUGACUUAUUAUUCCAAUUUCAAUUUUGCAGAUACUCGAAUACGACGGCAAAGACAAAAAAUAAAGCUAUGUAAUGUUUGUUUUUGUAGAUUAUAAAACUCUGACAUUAUUUUUUUUUUUCCUUUCACGUAAUGGUCAAACAAUUACCUAAUAUUUUUUUUUGUUUUUAUGUAUAAAAAAAGAGCUCCAAAGAUCGAUCAUCCAUUUGGCUGUUAUUAUAAGGCGUAAAUUUAAUGCGUUUCAUGUUACUUACAGAUACGUAAUUAAUUAUGUCAGUUUCAUGUUUAUUUAAUUAAAUAAAUACCUAACUAUAAAUGAUUGACAGUAUUGGUUGACCGUUGGAGCUCUUUUUAUUUGACAAUUGCAAUGCCUAAAUGAGUGAAUUUAUUUAGUCCCUCCCGUAUCGCUGUAAGCGACAGUUGUAAGAUUUAAUUUAUUUAAGUAUCGAUUUAGUUUUUACGUAGCACACGAGACGUGCGCCCAGAGCUGAUGUGAUCAUUCUGUUAGUAAUUAUAAGUAAUUUUAAGCAGUUUUGAAUAAAAAUUACACACAAAUCAUAAUAUAAUACACCUAUCUCUAUAGGUAGGAAUAUUUUCUGUCUACCGUCCUAUGAAGUAGAUUGAAAAUGUCGCCCCACAGAUUUGGCGGGAUUUCGCGGACGAAACUUACCUACAUAAUAUUUGGCCCGCGUAGGUCCAUUUUGCCAGUCUUGCCAUCUUAUUAUAAAGUAACUUUAACAUUUACUUUUUUUAUUUGUCAAAUCUAUAUCCUGAUGACUAUAUAAACUCGGUUGUUUAAAUUUGUGUGUAAUGCGAUGAUACAUAAUUUAGAGCAUUCUUGAACUUUAAAUAUUAUAAAUUGUACUAAAGGAAUUAUUGCGUGUGCAAGUGAUAGCAGUGGUAUCUUUCAAACAAAAAAUAUACCUAUAAUCUAUAAUGAGGUUUUCUUAUGCCCGUUAUACCACUGAAAUGCCAUGUAAAACAAAAUCAAUUGCUUAUAAAGUGUUAGAGAAAUACAAUGAAGUUUUUAAUUUA